AUGACUGUUCCAACAUUGACUUAUUUCAACGGCAGAGGAAAGGCUGAGAUCAUCAGAUUGAUCUUGACAUACCUAAAGAUUGAGUUCAAGGAUGAGCGUCUUACCGCUGGUGUCCCAGAGGAGCUGAGAGCCAGACUUCCAUACGCCCAGGUGCCACUGUACCAGGACGGCGAGAUCACCUUGGCCCAGUCGGCUGCCAUCAGCAGAUACAUUGCCAACAAGCACAACUUUGCCGGCGCCAACGCCGUCGAGAAGGCUCUGGUCGACGCCGUCGUCGACAGUGUUGCUGAUGUCAUCGCCCCAUUCCGUGCCGCCACCGACGACGCUGCCAAGCUCAAGUACAAGAACGAGACUCUGCCCAAGUUUGUCGGCCGCUGGGAGGCCAACCUCAAGGCCAACGGAGGCCAAUACUUUGUCGGCUCUGGCUACACCUGGGGUGACCUGUGCAUCUACUACGGACUGUUCUUCCUCCACUCCAGCGGCUUGGCCGAGGAGCUCAAGCAGUUCCCCACCCUCUCUGCCUUCUACACUGCUAUCGAGUCCAUCCCCCAGAUUGCUGCCUACCUCCAGGCCCGUCCAGUCACUGCCUUCUAA
Molecule: messenger RNA, 594 nt
Organism: Acytostelium subglobosum LB1
Lineage: Eukaryota; Evosea; Eumycetozoa; Acytosteliales; Acytosteliaceae
Exons: 2
Coding region: 1-594 (197 amino acids)
Biological process (GO): glutathione metabolic process
Molecular function (GO): glutathione transferase activity
Source: RefSeq, a predicted model, not a curated record